AAUAAGCUAACGUAAAGUGCAAACUUAACUUACGAUCAGGCACCAACCAGCCAAUCAGACUUAAACAACAAGCUCUUAUUUUCGAGGACUUAUUCAACAUAUUGUUACAAGAAACUGCAGCAAAUUGUAACUUUUUUGUGUAAUUGUUAGUAGAUUUAAAUCAAAAAUAUAAAAUUAAUAAUACAAAAGAGACCAACACAAUGAAUGCGCCUGCCUCAGAGCACAAAUUCAAUUUACAUGUAAAUCGUUCAUUUGCUCUGUAGCGCGCGGAUGUUCAGAUUUCUUCUUGUCCAAAGUUAUAUGUCCAUUGGUUGCUGAAUCAGCCGUUCUUUGUUUACUCUAAGACAGCCUAAAUCUCAGAAGUCUAGUUCCCUCUCAAAGCUAAAGCGACAUCCGGUGUUAAUAAUGUCGCAAUCGCGGAGAAAGUGCGCUCCCUUACUGGGCGUUAUUGGCCGGAAGAUACGCUUUCGAAGUCCUCGUCGACGAAAUCUCGCGCAUCGAUUUGAGCAUCAGUUUUUGGCAGAAGCCGUCGAGAAUUCCAGUGCGCUUUAUCUACGGCCUCGCACAAAAGAAGAACUGCAGUUCCUUACGAAGCUGGCAGGAAUACAUUCAAAGGAUGAUGGAGAAUGCCAGCUACAUGAAUCUGAGCCCUGGCCUGCUGUCACCGAAAAACAGCUGAAGAAUCAACAGUUCGUUCAGCAGUUUCUUUCCGACUAUUUGCACUGGAUGCGAUGGACGGAUCAACGUGCGCUGAGACUGGAAGCUAGCGCUAAGCGUAACCGGCUCGUUGAAGCGCACAUUAAUCGACUGCUAAAAAGCGCUCGCCACCAGUUAUUCCCCAAUUCUCGAGCAAGCGUUUCCGCGUUAAAAGACCGGGAACUUUCUAGUGCUUUGGAUAACGCUGUGGAAAUUAUCAAUCACAGGGUCACAACCGCCAGCAAGUUGCACACAACCAGUGCCAUGUCCACAGGGGAGACUCAACGGCGAUUAAGGAAUGUGCAGUCGGUGUCAGAUACGUCACGCAACUGGCCGUACAAAAACCGCCCUUCUGAGAAAGAACCACCGGGAAACCCGUUGAGUAUCGUAUCAGCUUGGAAGCCCACCAAACCACUGUCUGUGAUGGGUAUCGGGAAGCGAAAGCGCUCUAACGAUAAUCUGACUGAUUCCCAAAUAAUUAAAAAACCUCAAUCUAAACCGCUACAGGACCUGCAAGGUAGUUUUCAGCCCACAGCAGCUGAUGGAAUGAACGGAAAUCCCUUUGAAAGCGUUUUCCGCCACUGUAUGCACCAAAAAGACGCCAUCAAACGCCAGCUGCUGGAGACCGACAGAAACGAGUUGCGAACGGAUUUGUUGACAUCGCUAAAAGACUUUUCGUUAGCCGAUCCACCACGUGACGGUGGCCAUGCGAAGCAAACCUCUUUCCAACAGUAUAUCAGGAAAUGGAAUAAUCGAGUCAAGAAACAUAUUGCCGCUCCUCCGGCACCGCCUGCACAGACUUUCACAUUAUUCGAUCAGGAUCCAGCGAAAGCGGGCUACUUUGCAGCCAAGGACGUUACGACUGAUUUUGAUCCGGCAAUGUUACAGGAAAAAGCUAAAGAAAAAGAAAAUAUGUACAAAAAUAUGGCCGAUAACAGUAAGCGCAUUCUCGAAGAACGCACUGCCAGAACCAACUGGCUGCGCACAUCAUUGGAUGAUACUCGAUUAACCGAUGUGCAGGAAUGGCUAAGUAAAAGGUCAUCCGGUCAGGCCAACUGGGAAGCGCGUAAAGAGUACACGAACGGCCCGACGCAUUUUGGUAAUGGUGCAGCUACGGUCCUGGAAGACUUUUGCGGAAGAUUAGCGGCUGGUUCAGCACAGAAUAUGGUGUCGAUAGCCCGGAUUAUGGCUUCACGUGCAUCUCAGGAAGAAAUAAGAAAGAAAUUUUUCCCUAAGGAAAUUUCUGCAUUCAGCGUCCCAACCUUUUAUUUUGCUACACCGCCGUGGAAAAAUCUUGUAAAUGCAAAUGUCGCUCAAAAAUUGUAUCGAGAAAAACAUGUUUUGCAGUGACCUUUGGAGAGCAGUUACUUUAUCUGGAUUUUUCGGCUGCUUUAUCUGUGUUUGUCUUUGCACAGUGCGUUAGCUGAAAAAGUUCGAUUAAUGGUAUUAA
Messenger RNA from Paramacrobiotus metropolitanus, 2146 nucleotides. RefSeq lists its product as uncharacterized. NCBI's taxonomy places the organism in Eukaryota, Metazoa, Tardigrada, Eutardigrada, Parachela, Macrobiotidae. The coding region runs from base 406 to 2046 and encodes 546 amino acids. The transcript is spliced from 2 exons. The record is from RefSeq and is a predicted model, not a curated record.